This is a messenger RNA of Frankliniella occidentalis (western flower thrips), 1037 nucleotides long. Its product is annotated as ciliogenesis and planar polarity effector 2. The record is from RefSeq and is a predicted model, not a curated record. NCBI's taxonomy places the organism in Eukaryota, Metazoa, Arthropoda, Insecta, Thysanoptera, Thripidae. The coding region runs from base 169 to 876 and encodes 235 amino acids. Gene Ontology annotation, molecular function: GTPase activity; GTP binding. The transcript has 5 exons.
UUCCAAAAGAAGCAGCGACAUUGGCCGCGCAAAAGUUUUCACUCCACUUUAAGCAAAAUCAGCCAUCAGCCCCUUCCUCCUACAUCUGCGCAUCUCACGUCGUCUGCACAUGCUUAUUCGCACGACGAUCUCCUAUUGGUUGGAGCUCUGUUCAGUUUUAUUGUAACCAUGUUCAAUAGCGUAGUGUUUAGAGACUGGCAAAGCACAGCUGAGGGAGAAACAGUUCUACAACAUUUUUAUGACCCACAUUCAUCAGGUAGAAAAUUGUUUGGGAUCCUGGAAAAACCAAACUUGCCCCCCAGUAUUGAAGAAGUCUCCUACAAAUUAUUUGUUGGUGGAAGAGUCGGUGUUGGAAAAACUACUACAAUUGCAAGACUAGCGGGAAUUCAAUGUAAUACAAGCUACAGUGAAACUCCAGGAAUACGAAAGACCAACGUCUAUUGGCCAGUAAAAAUUUGGGACAAAACAAUACUUUUCAAACUACAGUUUUGGGAUGCUGGUGAAAACAGCAUGAAAAAGUACAGUCAUAUAUUAACUGCUUGUAAAGAAAAGGCAGAUGCAAUACUGCUGGUAUUUUCUUACACUGAUGCUGCAAGUUUCCAUGAAAUUCCACAGCUCAUGAGCAAAUUGUCACAGGGACAUCAUCCUGCAAAAAUUGUAAUUGGUACUAGGUAUAGUUCAACUAAUAGCCUUGAGGUAUCAAAUGCUCAAACCAAAGAAUUUGAGCUGAAGUGGAAAGUUAGAGUAUUACGCUUGAAUUCCUUUCUAAAUGAAAGAAAUGAAGUACAUAAAAUAUCACCAAUUAUGAAUGUAAUUUGUGAACAGCUCUGGAUCAGAGAUCAAGACUAUCUUCUAAAGCAAGGACUUAACUCCUGAUUGUUUUAAGUUUUUAGAAGCUACAACCGGAAGAAUAGCACUGAAGAAUUUCCAGUCAACUAAAAAGAGGAAAUAGGAGUUAACAACUGCAAUUAAAACAUGUGAUAUAAUUUAUUUCUUAAACAUACAUAUUAUUAAAAAAUUGAGCAUGUACAUGAAAA